Gadus macrocephalus (Pacific cod) is the source of this 1358-nucleotide messenger RNA. RefSeq names its product twinfilin actin-binding protein 1a (gene twf1a). The transcript has 9 exons. Gene Ontology annotation, biological process: regulation of lamellipodium assembly; positive regulation of neuron projection development; barbed-end actin filament capping. Gene Ontology annotation, molecular function: actin monomer binding; actin filament binding. The coding region runs from base 128 to 1180 and encodes 350 amino acids. Lineage: Eukaryota; Metazoa; Chordata; Actinopteri; Gadiformes; Gadidae. Gene Ontology annotation, cellular component: actin filament; cytoplasm; myofibril. The record is from RefSeq and is a predicted model, not a curated record.
ACCGGUGGGAGGAUCCUUCCGCUGUAGUCCGCUUCCGGUUUUAGUGUAGUCCGCUUCCUGGUCUGCUGUUCCUUCGGGGUUUGCCUGCUCUGCUUUUAUUCGUCUCAGUCAUAAGAUUUAAAGCAAAAUGUCACACCAAACGGGAAUUCAAGCGGGUAACGACUUAAAAAACGCCUUUGCCGAUGCCAGGAACGGAGACCAGUUCAGAGUCUUGAAGGUUGUCAUUGACGAUGAGCAGUUGGCUCUUGGCUGCACCAGGCAAGCCUCAAAGCAAUGGGACCAGGAGUACGAUUCCCUAGUCCUGCCACUCCUAGAAGAAGGCAUGCCCUGCUACAUUCUGUACCGGUUGGACUCCUCAAACAACCAGGGCUAUGAAUGGAUAUUACUGGCCUGGUCACCGGAACGCUCACCUGUCCGACCUAAGAUGUUGUACGCUGCAACCCGGGCCACCCUGAAGAAGGAGUUUGGUGGUGGAAUCAUCAAAGACGAGGUCUUUGGCACCACAAUGGACGAAGUCAAUCUCAGCGGCUACAAGAAGUUUCUCACCUCUCAGGCUGCUCCUCUUCCUCUGACCGCCGCUGAAGAAGAACUGAGGCAGAUUAAGCUGAGCGAGGUGCAGACCGACAUCAGCGUGGACACGAAGCAGCAGACCCUGCCCGGCGUGGCCUUCCCCAUGCACGGAGACGCCAUGGACGCCCUGCUUCGCUUCAGGAGCAAGGAGCUCAACUACGUGCAGCUCCAUAUAGAUUUUGAGAAGGAGCUGAUCAAGUUGUCUAGCACGGAGCCCACCGACGUUAAAGAGCUUCCCAGGAGGAUCUCCAAGGACUGCGCACGCUACCACUUCUUCCUGUACAAACACUCCCAUGAGGGUGACUACCUGGAAUCGACAGUGUUCAUCUACUCCAUGCCCCUGAACACGUGUACCAUCCGGGAGAGGAUGCUGUACUCCAGCUGCAAGAACCCCCUGGUGGACAUGGUGGAGAACCAGAUGCAGAUGGAGAUCGAGAAGAAGCUGGAGAUUGACAAUGGUGACGAGCUGACCGCUGACUUCCUGUACGAAGAGGUCCACCCCAAGCAGCAUGCACACAAGCAGGCCUUCGCCAAGCCCAAGGGCCCUACAGGCAAGAGGGGGGCCCGACGCAUCACAAGGCCAGCAACGGAGGGCGGGGAAGAUGACUAACUAGCCUACAAACCCCCCUAAAUCCUCCAUAGUGGAACAUUCCGAGAGUAAGGGCAAAGUUACAUUCAACACACUUUUUUUGUAAUAAUUAAAACAGCAAACAUCAUCGACCUCAAAUGUGAUAUAGAUAUAGAUUUAUAUCUAUGUCUAUAUAUAUAUAUAUAUAUAUAUAUAUAUA